AACUCAGGUUACGUAUUUUCGAAUUUUAGGAUGGAGGACCUCGAGCGUUUUCUCACAGACAGGGGAGUUCCUAGCGAAAACGUUCAGCUACUUGUUGCUGACAAGAUCGAUCCAAGCCUUAUCCUUGAGAUGAAGGAUGAAGAGCUUUCUAGAUAUAUUCCUACAUACGGGGACAGGCUUGCGACGGUAGUCUGGUGCAAGUCAAGGCAAUUGGAAAACCCAGAAAAACAGACCAAAUCAAGCGGAUUGUUCGACAGAAUUCGAGAAAAAAUGUCAAAUCGAAGAAAGAGGGGUCAGAAAGAUUUUGACUUUCUGCAAGGUAACAAAAACGCAAGAAAAACAUCUCGUCGAAUUAAAGUUGGGUGGAUGGAUUUUGACACGAAGGUUAAUGCCUUUAAGCAAGUGCGGAGUCAAAACGGGGGUGGGACAAGACAUUUAUCAGUUUAUAGGGAUGCUGGACAAGCAGAUAUUCUGGCAGUAGCCAAACAACUGUUCUUUACCGAUGGUGAAAGCAAAAGGGGAAACGAGGCGCAAUUCACUUUCUCCAUCAAAGAUUUUAAAGGGGAAGAAAUGGGCCAAAAAACAGUGGCUAAUGUAUAUGAGGAAACUAAAGUAAAGAUUAUUCGUUUCUACAUGAACACAAAGAAAAAAGAGAAUGAGCAAGAUCUGUCAACUGACGUGGUCCAACACCAGUCUAACAAUGAAUCGGCGAGUCAAAAAAAGAUUGAUGACGGCACUCCAAUUGCUUCUACGGGAACGCCUACUGCUUCUCCUGGGACGCCUACUAUUUCUACUGGGAUGCCCACUGCUUCUACCAGGACGCCCACUGCUUCUACCGGGACGUUUACUGCUUCUACCGGGACGUCUACUGCUUCUACCGGGACGUCUACUGCUUCUACGGGAACGCCUACUGCUUCUCCUGGGACGCCUACUAUUUCUACUGGGAUGCCCACUGCUUCUACCAGGACGCCCACUGCUUCUACCGGGACGUUUACUGCUUCUACCGGGACGUCUACUGCUUCUACCGGGACGUCUACUGCUUCUACCGGGACGUCUACUGCUUCUACCGGGACGUUUACUGCUUCUACCGGGACGUUUACUGCUUCUACCGGGACGUCUACUGCUUCUACGGGAACGCCUACUGCUUCUCCUGGGACGCCUACUAUUUCUACUGGGAUGCCCACUGCUUCUACCAGGACGCCCACUGCUUCUACCGGGACGUUUACUGCUUCUACCGGGACGUCUACUGCUUCUACCGGGACGUCUACUGCUUCUGCUGGGACGUCUACUGCUUCUACCGGGACGUCUACUGCUUCUACCGGGACGACUACUGCUUCUACGGGGACGCCGACUGUUGUUUUCAACUCGGGCAGUGCAAUGCAGUCAAUUUCAACUGAUGAUUCACUACCAGAUCUAGACACUGUUUCAUCAGAAGGCGGGGAAGCCGAACUUGGUGUUGAAGACCAAAAUGGUGAAACUGUAGACAGCACGGUCACAUACAAUGACGUGGAUUCAAGUGAAGGAAGUGACUUGGCAGUAUUUGACAUACCAAGGCAGUCCAACAGGAACCUUGUGUAUACUCGGAGUGACCAGCCACUCCCCCUUCAGCCUCCACCCCUUAGACUUGAGGCCGUGCGACAUUCAGAAAAUCUUCACGAGAUUUUGACCAGACUCGCGUCAGUGAUCAAUAAAGAACGACGGAACAUUGUUAAUGUCACAAGACGUAAUGUAAUGUCAGGUGGCAUCAGAGCUUUCAACAGGCCAUCUUUCAACCCUGAAAAUGGCUUGUCUGUUAAGUUUGCUGGGGAAUAUGCAACAGACGAUGGCGGGCCAAGCAGGGAGUUUUUAAGAUUGCUCAUGAAAGAAAUAUCUUCUCUCCCCAUAUUUACCGGUGACGAGACAAAAAAGAUGCUGGAUUUGAAUUACACUGCUCUACAAAGCGGUCUCUACUUGACAGCGGGGAAGAUGAUAGCAUAUUCUGUCGUACACAAUGGACCUCUUCCACGGUUUUUCAGUCCACUGCUGUUCAGUACGCUUGUUGGCGACAGCCAAAUUCAGCCAAAGAUUGAUGACAUCCAAGAUGUCGCACAGAGGGAAAGUCUACUGAAGAUACGAAAUGCAGAGGAUAUGUCUUCGUUCCUGGAUGCCGUAGGUGGUGCUGAUCAACUUAUCCAACUUGCUGGAUGUUACUCUCUUACUCUCUCCUUAGCAAAGAAGGAAGAACUUUGUGAUGCCUUGAUCCAUUUUAUUGUGCUUGGCAGAAUCAAAGAGUGUCUAGAUCAAUUCCAAAAAGGACUGGCCACUUUGGGAGUGCUUGCAGAAAUGCGUGUUCACAUCAAAGAAGUAAGGGAACUUUUCUGUUUCGAUGAAAAGUAUAAAUUGAACGCUUCCGUGCUUGAAAUGGUGUUCAGUGAACCAUCCUUCUCCGAACCUGGGAGCAACAGGCGCAGAAUGGAAGAAGAGACAGUCAGUUAUUGGAUGGACUAUCUUCUGGACGUGGCAGGUAAUGAGAUAAGAAAAACAGUCGGACGUUAGUGUGUUUAUAAUAACUGUCAUGGUGAACAAAGAAUAUUUAUAACAGCAAAUUACAUGGGGAUAUCCAUAUGUAAAGCUAGAACGUGUUUGAGAGUCCAGAUAACCAGACACGAUCAGGA
Haliotis rufescens (red abalone) is the source of this 2654-nucleotide messenger RNA. RefSeq lists its product as uncharacterized. Gene Ontology annotation, molecular function: ubiquitin-protein transferase activity. NCBI's taxonomy places the organism in Eukaryota, Metazoa, Mollusca, Gastropoda, Lepetellida, Haliotidae. The transcript has 8 exons. The record is from RefSeq and is a predicted model, not a curated record. The coding region runs from base 31 to 2535 and encodes 834 amino acids.